AGCAGUGAGCGGCGAAUGGCCUGUAAAUGACUUCAACGGCGCUGUCCAGUUUUGUUGUUGUUCCUGUUGUUGCUAUUGGUCAAUCACUAAGAAGGUUUACACCAGACUAACCGUGGCUUUAAAUCAGUGCGCCACAAACGGCCAACGGCAACGGACUUGUAAUUCUAUCAGUGUUUUUCAUGUGAACAAACAAAGCGUGUGCGAAAAUUUUUUCAACAAAUUUUUAUUCACAAAUUAAAAUUAAUUUUUUGCCAAAGGUGUUUAAAUUUAAAGUAUUCGCUAGAAUCAAUUGCAUUGUGCGAAAUUGUUUAAAACCGCAAAAGCGGCAAAAUAAAUAAAACAAAAACUUAAAAUUUUCAAUAAAAAAUUCACGCAAUAUUCUUUUUCAAAGGCGCGUUUAUUUUGCAAUCGCCAGGAGAUACCGACUCUCGAUACAUACUGGUCGCAUUCUGAAUACAAAAUCAGUUACGAAAUUGUUGUGUGCGAUUAAGGGAAACCAUUGAAUUUAAAUAAAUAUAAUUCAAUUGUGAAAAGGAAUUCCUGGACUUUUUUCGCUCGUUUUGUACUUUGCUGUCAGCAAAGCCAACAAAUUAAUUCAAUUCGCGCUUACAAACACACACUCACAUACAAACACUCACACAUACAAGAAAAUAUAAAUAUUGCAUAAAAAUGAUGCUGAAAUUCCUACUGUUGGCAUAUAUGCUGCACAUGGCAAUCGCUGCGCCGCAGCUCCUCACUUUCAGAGAUGGCAAAUUUGGCGUCAAUUUCGGUGGUUAUCACGCCGAGGCAGGUUUGGGUGGCUUACUUACUGGCAAUGCGGCGCAUGGCGGCCUGAGCGCCUCGGCCGGUACACCAUUCGGGCAAAGAGCUGGUGCCGGUUUGGGUGGCAGCGUUGAUGGCAACGCCGCUGGUUUACUAUACGCCGGUGCUGAGGCCAAUCCACGAACCGGCGCUGGUGUAAUUCUGGGCGGCGACACCGGCAAAGGUGGUUAUGCUGGCUCACAAGCUUUUGCCGGCGGCAGAACAGUUGCUAGCACAAAAAAUACGCUUUUCCCUGGUGCUUACAACAAUCAAGCAAAUUCGGUGAAUACAGUGACUAGCGCACCUAGUGUUGGCGAUAAUCCCACGGAGAUCUACUACAAUGGCAUUCAGAAAGUGCGACCUCCAAAGAAGUAUCUGAUUAAACCAAGUUCUUACAUUAACAAAGCAUAUAAAAGUGACAAUAUUGCUGACCACAAGAGCACUACGAAACCUCGCACCGAAACCACCAACACCAAUAGCGAUGCCCCGCCGUCUGCUAAAGUGAAAAACUCCAACCAUAAUGGCGACAGUAAUGAGAGCGAUUAUGGCACCGCCGCUGCUCCCUCCAUCACCGCGGAAGGACAUGAUAAACAAUAUACCGUUAAACCUAUUGCCACAUAUGUGAAGAGCGAUGAACAAUAUCCAGCAAGAGAAGAAGGAAUACAAUCCGCAAUUGCAAGUGGUGGCAGCAUAACCGCAAAGAAGAAUAAAGCGCAACCCGACGAGUACGAGCCACAAUCGGCAGAGAGAAAGCAGGUUGAGAAUCCAAAAGUCAUAUCCGCGCCACCCACCGUCAUAGUGAGCCGGCAACGUUUACGCCAAAAGUCACGCAUGCGACCAAAUAAACGUGAACGUCAACAGCAGCGGCAACGCGAACGUCUCGUGCAGUAUGCAGCACAGGUAGGCGCCACCGCUGACGCCAAUGCCAACGCCAACGCCAACACUGCUAACUCCCACCCUAACGCUGGUGCUGCUGUUGCUCAUUCCAAGCAUUUGACCAAACGUGUUGAGAAGCAUAAUUUCGAUUUUCCCGCACCGUCGCCCUUGCCUGAGAUGAAUUUGAACAAUGGACCAUCUGUAGUGACUAGCGCUUUGAAUAUUCCAAUUGGUAUCUUACGUUCACUUCAGGAAUCAUUGGGCGGACUUGCUGGCGCAAAACAAGGAUCUUCAGUAUCUAACCAAUGAAGCAGGAAGAGAUUUAUGUGACAUUUCAUGUAUUUAAUUAGUUUAUAAUAAUAACUUACAUAUUUUAUAAUCGAUAAUAUGUGUACGCAUUUGGUACACUUUUGAUGACUCAAAUGAAUUUUUUCGAAAUAAAAUAAAAUAUAAAUUCUU
Molecule: messenger RNA, 2136 nt
Organism: Ceratitis capitata (Mediterranean fruit fly)
Lineage: Eukaryota; Metazoa; Arthropoda; Insecta; Diptera; Tephritidae
Product: merozoite surface antigen 2
Exons: 6
Coding region: 670-1986 (438 amino acids)
Source: RefSeq, a predicted model, not a curated record